GCGGCGCAGUCGGUGGGGCUGGCUCCCAGCGCGCCGCUGCGCCCCGCGAGGGCUGCCCCACCUCGCCUCGCCUGCACGGGCACGUUCCCGGCCGCCACAUCUCCCCUGCCUGCGCUCCCCUCUUCCCGCCAGACUAACCGCACUCCGGGCCAGAGCACGAUUUCUACAGGGUCUUGCGUAUUUUGUAGAGCUCAAAGGUUCUCUAACGAAACAAAAUUUGAAGUCAACACCAUGCGACUCUCCUGCGGAAUGAUUUUCAUUUUUCUGCUUGUAAGACUGCAAUGGAACAAAAGCAGCGCUGAGGGCAUAGAAGUAAAUGGAACAAAUAACGGAAAUAGCUCAAUUAGAGACAAAAAUCAGUCUACUGCACAGCCAAUUACAUACAGAUUACUUCUGUCUAUGGCUACUGCCACAAAUCCUUCUACCACCAGCCAUGCUGCACCAACAACUUCCAACGCAAAAAAAAAUGUAACGAAAGGAACAGAGACGAGCAGUCAGCCAAAGAGCACACCGAGCACACCUCCGAGGUCCACUGACGGCCCCACUUUGUCUUCAAAUGUCACUAUGGUAUCAACAGGUGGAAUAAAUAACUCUGCCACAAACUUCAACAGAAUCCCAAUGUCUUUAGCAACAUUUACAACAAUGGGUGACUUUUCUGGAGUGACCAAAAGUGCUGCAGCUACUUCUACCUCCACAGCGAUGCCAAGUAACUCCACAGUCACCUAUAGUACCCCUUCGGCCGCAAUGCUCCCCAGCGGCAACUCUUCAAUCAACCCCGUCUCGUCGUUCCCCACCGGUAUCACUCUGACAUCACCCACGGUGAAGCAGGACAGUCCUACGCCAAACAUCUACCCCACUCAGCAGAGCACAGACCAGCAUCAUAAUUCUAGCAACCCUUCUACUGCAUCUCCUAAUUCAAAAGAUGCCAGUGAAGAGAAAACAUCCAAAGAAGGAGUAAUAUUUGGUGUCACUGUAGGAGCCACUUUGGGAGCUAUAUUAAUUGGCCUGAUUGGAUAUUUGAUAUGUAGUAAGAAAAGGUCUGAGUUGUUUUCCCACAGACGGCUUUAUGACGAUACAAGGAAUGACCCUGUUCUCCACUUAGACAACUCACUUGGACCAUAUGAUACCAGUUUUGGAUAUGUGUCAGAUGACAAAACCAUCACAGGAGACAAACCAGAGACAGACAACUCAGCGUGCCCAUCUGACGGCAUUCCCAUGGCUGACAUGGCACCAUUCCACCCUUCACCGUAAUGUUUGCUUCCAAUUGUAUUCUCACCUCUUAUCUAUGUGGUUUCAUUUCUCCCAAAAUGACCCGGCAGCUGUUAUCUUACAGCCACUACCAUGCAAACAGUGUUUUGGAAAGCAAGGGGAAAAUUCACAAGGUACAUUGAUACGCAACAGGCAGGGCCCAGUAGCAGAGCAUCACUCUUCUGCUUUCCAAUUCAAUUAUCAACUUACAGUUUUCCUGGAAAAAUACUACACACUUGCUUUCUUAGUAAUAUUAUAAACAAAUAGCACCCAGGGAAAAUUCUGCCUUGUGUAACUUUGGUCAAGAAUGCAGACAUUAUAACAGGGCAAAAUUUGACCAGGGUUGCAAUGAUAUGUUCGCAUCAAUACAAAAAAAGUCUGAAGUUUAACUACCUUGAGGUGAAACUCUUCUGGCCAAAUAUAAUUCUGAUCUGAUAAACGACUCGGGACAUUAUUUUCCCCACUCUACGUUUGUACUUUCCUCAGUGAACAUGACAAAAAGAAUUAAAUUUACUUGGAUUACUCAGAGGUUGAAGUUUGCUGGGGAGAAUGGAACUGCUGAGUAACAUAGACUACAUUUAAGCUUUGACUAUGAUGACACAGAGUUAAAAUCACUAACGAAGGGAAAAAAAGAGAACAACCUUCUAUUCCUCUGUCAAACUGAUCUGUUGUUUGCGUUGCAGGCCAGAUCUGUACAACUUAUGUUAAAGGUUUUGGUACAGGUUAGAGGGAAGAAAUAUUUAUCUUAACAUGAAAGGAAAUAAAUUCUCUCUGCCAUGUCUCUAGACAGCCAAAGAGCACGCUCCUGUUUUGUUCAGCUAAGGAGUAAAAUUAUGGCAGUACAAUGCAAACAAUUGCAUAGUUUAUCCGUUUGCAAUUAUCAGAAAUGUUUAAAUGGAAAGAAAGAACAUGAAAAAGACACAGCUGUAAAGGCACAGAAUAAACAAAAUCAAGUGCAGAGAAAAUAACUGCUCACAUGGGAUAUGUGCUUGUUACUAUGACUCUGUUAAAAUGCCUUAUCUAGCGGGGGGACUGCGGAUCAUGUCGAUGUAGUUGUGCCACUAACUGGCUGUGAAUAUUGCAAUGAGUCUAUAUGUGAGUAAAAUACAUGCACGCACACACCAGAGGCAGAAAAGAUGGCAGUCACGCUGCAGUUGAGUAAAAUGGUAUUUAUUUCAAAGUUACUUCAAAAUUAUUUCCAUUCAAAAUUCCUUCAGAGAUUACAGAAUUGAGUGCAAACGUGCAGUGCUGCCAUUCUUACAGGGGUCAGCCAUGAAGCAGCACCCUUCAGGUGAUGCUUCAGGUGAAGGGGUCACCCUUCCCAUCAGAACCAGAACCUGACUUCUAACACCGUAUCCAGCGUGUUAGAUAGCAGACUGAAAAUCUAAGACACAUUCACCUGUAUUAGGUUAAGAGUAUCACUCCGAUGCUUGAAAUUAAGAAAAAUGUAAUGUUCGGCUUUCACCUUCCUUAGCGCAUAUUAUGCCAUCUUUCCUGUUAAUGGCAAAGCAGUCUCACAUAAGCAAAAUUCCUUCCUACGCUGAAGCUUGGCCUCAGCUAAAAAUUGAAAGAGCUCUCUCUAAGGAGAACUCAGAGAUUAAGAGAUGCUAAGAAACCACCAGCGCUGCUACGCUGGUAACCAUAUAACCAAGUGCAAUGGAUUUUAGGAAUUUAUGAAACUAAUUAUUAGUAAUUGCAAGGUUAUUACAGCAAGAUUAGGACCCAAUGAAGAAAUACCACUGAGGCAAGCAAUCAAAGUGUGCCCUUCAGUUAUACUGUGCUAAUUUUUAACAAUCUAAUUAUGAUUUCUGUAUGUAUGUGCAUGUGCUUAUGUUGUCUAUGUACCUUGUUUGUGUUUUGCUGCUGUUUGUAUAUUGUUUUUGGUUUUACCAGGCCAGCCUCCAAAAUUUGUGAUAUUUGUUCAUCCUUCACUUUAAGUUAAAAUCAUUAAAUGCUUAUUCAUACAUAUUACGUAAAUAAA
Phalacrocorax carbo (great cormorant) is the source of this 3229-nucleotide messenger RNA. Lineage: Eukaryota; Metazoa; Chordata; Aves; Suliformes; Phalacrocoracidae. The record is from RefSeq and is a predicted model, not a curated record.